Electrophorus electricus (electric eel) is the source of this 5135-nucleotide messenger RNA. RefSeq names its product WAPL cohesin release factor b (gene waplb). The record is from RefSeq and is a predicted model, not a curated record. NCBI's taxonomy places the organism in Eukaryota, Metazoa, Chordata, Actinopteri, Gymnotiformes, Gymnotidae.
GCAAAAGCGCGAGGGAGGGGGAACGCGAAUGGAGGCCGUCGGUGUUGUAGAUCCGAAACAAUCGAGGGAGAAAAAUAGAAUAUGAAACGAAUGCUACAAUGACAUCAAGAUUCGGGAAAACCUACAGCCGAAAGGGAGGAGACGGGACCUCCAAAUUCGACGAGGUCUUGUCGAACAAAAGAGCCACUCUCAGCACCAAAUGGGGUGAGACAACUUACAAAGCCCAGCUGGGUUCCAAGAGACCUGGCCUGAAAACUGACCUUGCUGAUCGGACCAAAAGGCCCAAGCUCGCGGUAGACGACAACUCCGAAGACCCCUUCGGCUUCGACAGCGACGAGGAGUCCAAACCUGUCUCCUCCCGCAACGCCGCCCAGAUGAAGGUGUCCUCUGCCAAGCCGGCCUCCGCGCAAGCACCCAGAGCCAGCCUGACUCUGGAACCCAACAGCAGGGUCAGCCAGCCGGCUAGCGUGGAGGCUGUGGCCCCCAGCCGGGCUAUUUCCACCCUCGGCAGUAACACCCAUCGGGUGCCCGAGGACCCAGGGAGGUUUUUUGCCACCUCCACAGCAGGUAAAACUCACAGUUGGUCCAGUGAGAGUACAGACCGCCACAGCUAUUCUUGGUACAAAAACGCAUCAGAGAGUGACCGCAGGCCUCUGGCCCAGACCACCACUCUCAAGUCCGAGAAAUCGGAGGACAAGGACUCGUUUGAUGCCUGGGGCGCCGUGGUGGGGCUAUGCUCUCGCACCACGUCCCCUCUCCCUCCCCCCAGAGACCCCCCAUCCAGCACGUGGACCUCCAGCAGUGGGGGCAGCAGCAGCCGGAACAAGCCCCCCGCCGAGACCCGCCUUGAGGAGGUGGGCCAGGGGGACUCGGAAGUUCCCGCCGAGCCCUCGGAGUUGGAAGACCACUCGCAGUCCCUCCUCAGGGCGUCCAACUGCAGGACGUACUGCAGACCCUACAGGGGCAAGCAGGCGGGGCCGGCGGACGCCUCCGGGAGCGCGUUCGGCUCGGCCGGCCACCUGAAGGGCGGCGCCUGCGGUGAGGGGAAGGCGACUGGCCCGGGCAGGACCAGGGACCACACAGUUCUACACCCGUCCAGCGUCUCGGCGUGCAACGUCACCAUCCAGGACUCGUUGGACCGCGGAGCGGAUGACUACGCGCCCGGCGCGCCUCAGACGGACCCCGGAGAUGCCGGGAGGCUGAAGAAGAAAGGGGAGGACGAGGCCAAGCCUGUCAGGUCCAGGCCCACUCAAAGCAAAUCCAAGAGGGACAGCAAGCUGGAGCUGUUCGGCUUCGAGGACGGCGAGCCCCUCGCCGAGGAGGGAGACUCCGCCCCCCCGGGCCGUUCCAGCUACAAGAUCAAAUACUUUGGCUUCGACGACCUGAGUGAGAGCGACAGCGAGGGGGAGGAGGAGAGGGGCCCAGGGGGUGGGGCCGGGCGGCGGAGACCCAAGCGGGAAGGCGCGGCCGUGGCAGCCUCGGCUGAGGUCUCCGUGGAAGUCGGGGCGGACGGCCCUUGGCCGAGAGCAUCUCAGGAAAGCAGCACAGGUCAGAGACCCGGCCUCGGGCGAGGUCGGCCAGCGGCGACCGAGCUCAAAUCUCACACAGCGACAGAGGCGGACAAGAAGCCUCUCGUCAAACCUCAGGACAAAGCCAAGGAGGGAAGCAGGAAGAUCUUCAGCGGACCAAAACGCUCUCCCACCAAGGCCGUGUACAAUGCAAGACACUGGAACCAGCCUGAGCCUGAAGAGCUUCCCGCAGCCACUCCCUCCUUGUCCAAGUCCACCCCGGCUGGUUCGUCUGGGGGUGGAAAGGAGGCGGAGCCUCCCAAGGCGGACGAGGGCGUGUUCAAGACUCCGCCGGUCCCGCCCAAGGUCAUCAAAUCUGUGACCAUUCCCACGGAGCCUUACCAGGACGUCGUCACGGCGCUCAAGUGUCGUAAGGAACACAAAGAGCUGUACACGGUGGUCCAGCACGUGAAGCACUUCAACGACGUGGUGGAGUUCGGCGAGAACCAGGAGUUCACCGACGACUUCGAGUACCUGGCCACAGGACUGAAGAGCGGCCAGCCUCUAAAUACGCGCUGCCUUAGUGUUAUUAGCCUGGCCUCGCGCUGUGCUCUACCCAGUUUUAGGAUGCACCUAAGGGCCAGAGGGAAAGUGGCUCAGGUCUUUAAAACCCUCAAUGAUGCCCCCCAGCACCCUAAUCUGGCUCUGUGCACGGCCUCCCUCAUGUACAUUCUGAGCCGGGACCGGCUGAACAUGGACCUGGACCGGGCCAGCCUGGAGCUCAUGAUCCGCCUGCUGGAGCUGGAGCAGGACAAGGCGGCUGCCAGCCACCUGACGGCCAAAGAGAUGAGCAAGGUGAAGGAGAAGAUUCGCAAGCUCUGCGAGACGGUCCACAACAAGCAUCUGGACCUGGAGAACAUCACGACCGGCCAUCUCGCCAUGGAGACGCUGUUAUCGCUAACCUCGAAGAGGGCGGGAGACUGGUUCAAAGAGGAGCUCCGCUUACUGGGAGGCCUCGACCACAUCGUCGAUAAAGUGAAAGAGUGUGUGGAGAGUCUGGGUCGCGAGGACGACAAGGAGAACCUGGUGGCUUCCCUGUGGGGAGCUGAGCGCUGUCUGCGUGUUUUGGAGAGCGUGACAGUUCACAACCCUGAAAACCAGGCCUAUCUGAUUGCCUACAAAGACUCCCAGCUCAUCAUCUCUUCAGCAAAAGCUCUGCGCCACUGUAAGGAGAUGGUCCAGCGAUACAGCCGUGAGGUGAGCAGGGGCUCGUCUGGGACUCCAUCGACAUACAGCUCCACCAGCAGUGGAGGAGGAGGUGUGGGUAAAGCAGUGGAGGACUGCAUGCGAGCCGUCAUCGGUGUCCUGCUCAACCUCACGCACGACAAUGAAUGGGGCAGCACAAAGGCAGGAGAGCAGGAGGACCUGAUCAUCACUGCGCUGAACUGUGUGCUGACGGUACCCCAGUAUCUGCCCCAGGAGCAGCGCUUCGACAUCAGAGUCCUGGGUCUUGGUCUGCUGAUCAACCUGGUGGAGUACAGUGCAAGGAACCGACACUGUCUGGUGGAGAUGGAGAUGGAGGGUGGAGAGGUGUGGGACUCCAUCUGUGUCUCUGGCAAGGAGGAGCUCAACACAGAGGGCUCGCUCAGUGCCAUCGCUGCCCUGGUGAAGCUGUUCCUUCAGCGGGAGCACGCGGCCAUGUUGGCCGAGGCAGAGACUGAUGACUUCAUCAACGACGUGCCGAAGGCAACGCUGGACCAAAGCGGCGAGUGGCAGGAGACGUCGGGCGAGAUCCAGUGGGUGGCGACAGAGAGCACCCCCGCUGACGAUAAGACGACAAAGAAGGAGGAGGAAGAGGAAGAGCUGGACCUCAACAAAGCUCUCCAGCACGCAGGCAAGCACAUGGAGGACAGCAUCGUGGCCUCGUACACGGCACUGCUGCUCGGCUGUCUUUGCCAGGGAAGCCCUAUGAACGUGAGCACCGUGCGGGAGAACCUUCCGAAAGGAGAUUUCUCCAUCAUGACAGAAAUGCUGAAGAAGUUCCUCAAUUUCAUGAACCUUACUUGUGACGUGGGCACGGCGGGGCAGAAAUCCAUCUCCCGGGUCAUUGAUUAUCUGGAGCACUGUUAGCGUGCGAGCAUGUAUCUGCACGCACGCACAUACAUACAUACACGCGCCGUGCAGAGAACAUGUCCACACAAACAGCUGGCCAGCUAUAAGACCGGCGAGGCUGACCAUCGACAAGCCCGGCUGCAUGACUACCUUCGUCACCGCCGUCCUCUACCUUGAGCAACACUUCGCUCCGCUCUGCUGGACCCCGGGAGAAGCUCUUCAGCUCGACCUCUGAGGAGCUCGCUUGGCUUUCGUGUUUUUUGCUUCCUACCACCUUCCCAACAUGGUUCACAUAGGUGUUUAUUUCUUUUUUCUUUUAUUUAUAAUGUGUUUUUUUUUUAAACUUAAAAUAAGAAAUAGACAGCUGUACAUCAGGGAAUGGCUAUUAGUUUGCUCUUUCCACACUUUUGGGUAGGGGCGGGGGAACCCUGUUUUCUGAUGGUAUCCUGCAUCUGUACUGUUCUGCAAGUCUAGUUCACUUUCUGAAAGAUCUGUUUUCCUUCCAGCCUCAAUAGUGUUCACUCUCAUGGCUCAUGGACGAGGGGCGAAUAACUUGCGCUCACAUCACCGCUUCGGUGGAAGGCGCGAGCCUGUUCCAAUUCGCCGCUCCACGGGCCGAGUGGCCGGUGUGCGCGCGUCGGUCGCGCAGUAAUAAGCUAAAGUGCUCAGCUCCAAGUUUGCUUCCCUUUACCAACUUCCUUUUGUCGUCUUAUUGUCGGUCUUAUUUAUUCAGAUUCAGGGGCACGGCACGGUUUUACGACGCUUGUAUGUUUCCACAAAGCGCGAGGUUUCGUGUGCAGCAGAUAGUCCGACGUACGGCGGUGUCGAUAAGUCACAAGCUCCGGCUUUGUGGAUGCAAAAUGGCCUUCAAAGACGAGCUCCUCGCUGCUUGGCUUUUGAUGAACUGCUGGUUGGUUCGGUGCAGUGAAGCCCUCAGACAACCCACGACACCAAACCCUCAUCCGUCAUGUCCUCACGAAAAGCGCAUCGAGUUUGUUGAAAUAGUGACACGCGAGAUCAUCGUUUUUGGUUUGAAAUAUUUCCGGAAUUAGGAUCCGUUUUGCCUCCCCCAUUUUCUUGCUAUUUGCGACCUGGCUGCUCCAGAAGCUACGGUUUCGAGUGCGUGUGCGUGGGUGCGCGCGUGUGUGCAUGGCGUGUGAGUGUCUGCAUGUGGGUGUGUGCGCGUGUGGGUGUGCGUAUUCCGUCAUAUAUGUGUUAAAUGUGCUAAACAUCCCAAUGUUUUCAAGUUCAUGGUUCUUGAAAUAAAUGGAACUACAAACUGUACAUAUUUCUGUAAAUAUUGACUAAUGGAAAUCUAGAAUGAUAGACUACUUUUCAGAAUCCAAUCUUAUUUUUUAUUUUAUACAACAUUUUUCUCAGUUGUGUUGAGGUCAAAUUAAAGAUCCGUCAAAAAGCCAACUGCAGGAACCUGAACUUUGUACCAAUUUAAAAAAUAAUGUCUUUGGUUACUUGUACAUAAUUUUAACUCGAAUAAAAAUUGCUACUUUCAGUACA